UCAUAUGGACUUCCGCGUGAGGGUGAGCUCUUUUGACAAAAAAAAAAAAAAAAAAAACUAAACAAAAAACCGUUGGGACACAGACUCAAUACGACAUUCAGCUGUUUUGUUUCCUGAUAAAUGGAUCGUUUUCAUCAUUUUUCGUGAUUCAUGAAAACCAGGUGCAGACCAUCAUCAUCAUCAUCAUCAUCAUCAUCGUUACAAUUUUGUAUCAAGUUUCCCUUAAGGUGUGUUUAGUGAGUCAGUGUCAGUGAUGGAGGGAGAUUCAGUCACUCUAAACACUGAUCUUACUGAAAUACCUGAAGACGAUGAGAUACUGUGGAAAUAUGGAGCUGAAAAAUCUCUGAUAGCUCAAAUCAGGAGAGCUGCUGGAGUCUUCUCCACAUCUGAUGUUCCUGACGGUAGAUUCAGAGACAGACUGAAGCUGGACAGACAGACUGGAUCUCUGACCAUCACAAACACCAGAACUGAACACACUGGAGAAUAUCAACUAGAGAUACGUCGAGCAAAACUAUCAUCACAAACAUAUCAUGUUUCUGUCUAUGCUCGUCUUCCUGUUCCUGUCAUAACCAGAGACUGUUCAUCAUCAUCUUCAUCAUCACAGCAGAAUUGUUCAUUGUUGUGUUCAGUGGUGAAUGUGGGUCAUGUGACUCUCUCCUGGUACAAAGGACACAGUUUAUUGUCCAGCAUCAGUGUGUCUGAUCUCAGCAUCAGUCUCUCUCUACCUCUGGAGGUGGAAUAUCAGGAGAAAAACAGCUACAGCUGUGUGAUCAACAAUCCCAUCACAAACCAGACCACACAUCUGGACAUCAGCAAACUCUGUCAACCAUGUUCAGAAGUCCACAUCCAUAGUUGUGAUACAGUUGAAGCUGUGAUGCGAUUGGUCGUCACUGCUCUGAUGGGCGUGGCUUCUGCAGCUGCUGCUGUUCUUCUGCUGAAUGACGUCAGAUCUGCUAGAGGAUAAAACAGAAAGCAGAACGGAUAACAUACAUAUUCUGACAUAUAUCAUAGUUUUAAUUGUAAAGUUUAAAUUAUGUGUGGUCUAAAAGUGUUUAGUGAUGGUAAAACAGAUUUUCCAAUGUUUUCCACUGAAUUCAAUCAGAAAGUGUUCAUUACUGGAAUCUGGUGUUUUAGGAGACAUCUGGUGGCCAAAGCGAUGAACAUUCUUCAUUCUUUCAUUUUCUUCUUUAAUAGGCUACUUAGCAAGUAUGCACUGUACAUUUCUUUGUUAUUUACAGUUGUCAUUCCUUUUGUAUUAAUUUAUGUAAUGUUGCUAUUUUCAUCUUGUUUUAUAAUUGUUUGCAGCAACCAUGAAAAUACAAAUGUAAUAUUUGUCACAUCAAUAAACCAUCCUAGAAUUAAA
Carassius gibelio (silver crucian carp) is the source of this 1363-nucleotide messenger RNA. RefSeq names its product SLAM family member 5. Bases 254 to 964 code for a protein of 236 amino acids. The record is from RefSeq and is a predicted model, not a curated record. NCBI's taxonomy places the organism in Eukaryota, Metazoa, Chordata, Actinopteri, Cypriniformes, Cyprinidae. The transcript is spliced from 4 exons.